Molecule: messenger RNA, 11206 nt
Organism: Oncorhynchus keta (chum salmon)
Lineage: Eukaryota; Metazoa; Chordata; Actinopteri; Salmoniformes; Salmonidae
Gene: samd9l
Product: sterile alpha motif domain containing 9 like
Exons: 4
Coding region: 188-4822 (1544 amino acids)
Cellular component (GO): cytoplasm
Molecular function (GO): protein binding
Source: RefSeq, a predicted model, not a curated record
CACAGCCUACUGAAGGACUUCUUUUGUAGUUUGUUAAUUUCAAAUAUGUUUCACUGAGCAACACACAGUAGAAAAACAAGCAGUGCUAUUUUAGAUGAUGUAGUUGAUUGAUUAAAAGUUACUAUUUUCCUCAGGCUGAUUAUGCAAGACCCUACACAGCAGUGAGCUCGUAGACUGAAGUGCAAUAAUGGCAGAGGAACCUGAUGAACUUCCUGUUGAAAAAUGGACUGACUCCCACGUGAGCUCCUGGUUAAGAGCUAUUGGAGUGAAGGAGCAAUACAUCAAGAAGCUUUAUGAGGAAGAGGUAGAUGGGAGAAUUCUCCUUGUACUGACUGAGGACUAUCUGAGAAAAGAGAUUGGAAUGAAAUCAGGACCAGCUCUGUUGAUCAUCGGAAAGAGAAAUGAGCUUAUAGACACCAAACAGACAACUCAGGGCAAGGGAAAACCUCAAAGUAGCAACAAUAGUGAACAGGAAAGUAAAAGGAAGAAGCAGGGAUCAGCUCCCCAGAUUCCAGAGACAGAUCAAGGUCUUUCAGAGGAAGAGAAACAAACUCAUCAAGGACAAUCUGUUGAGGACAAUGUGUUAACCACGAAGAGAGACUGCAAGCCACGGCCAUUUGGCAAAGAAGGCAUUGAUUUCACAUAUGUCAAACAUAGUGUUCUGCAACCUGAAUCUGGUGUAUUUGAUCUGAUAUCUCCCUGUCAUGAGUAUAAGUCAUUUGACAAUGCUGCCAAAUUGGACCGCACAAGACUACAGGCUAAAUUUGCCAAAGAGGUUCUCAAAUUCGGUACUGGCUGCAUGAAUAUCAGAUCUAAUGGCACAAUACACUUUGGUGUAAUGGACAGUAGGGAUGAUGCAGGCUAUGUGCAUGGUGAGAUAAUCGGUGUUCCGGUUUUUGAGAAAGAUAUAUAUGUUGAUGCAUUGGAUCACAUUGAGAGGAGUUUCUCCUCUCGCUCUGACAGUGAGCAUGUGCGACAGUGCAUACGCCCACCUCAGUUUAUUGAGGUCAUGGACAUAGAAAAAAGAUACGUGGUGGAGGUUGAUAUUGUUCCCUCCAUAAGCAUUGUUAAGAACCGAGUGUACUCUGUUCGCCUGCCAAACUUCAAAGAGUCCUCUAACAAGAUUGAGCAUGAAAAGGAAACAAUCUAUCGCAGGGUAGGAUCAAAAACCGAGCCAGUGAGUGAUCAAAAUGACUUCUACCAGCGAGUCAGAGACAGAGAUGCCCAAAGAGAAGAGGCUGAGCAUUGUCGAUAUGUUAACACCCCGGACAUCUGCCAAGACCUCGGAAGGAAACUCACCAUGCUGAUAACCAGUGGCAAGAAAUUCAUUGAAAAGGAGAAAUGGUACAUUCUUGUCACUAACCAGUUCCAACCAGAUGACUUGAGCAGCAUUGCCUUCUUGCUCAACAUGAACAUUUUCUGUGUGUUCGAUUUUGACCCUGAUUCCAAAGUGUCAGGAUUCUGCAGUAAAUACAUUCAGCACCAUGCUGCAAAUAUGCAUUUCAUGCAGAACUACAAAAUCCCAGAUGGCAUGAGCAUUGGAGACUUUGUGAGUCACCUGCAUUUGUUUGAGCAAACCAGCUGGAUCUUUUGCAAUGGACGGAAUGACUAUCAAGGAAAUGAAAGUCCCUCCGGUGAAAUGACAUGGAUCAAAACAAAAAUGACACUCCUCAGGGAUUCCGUGUCACUGAUCUGCAAACAGAUUUUGCCAAAAGGCACAUUCACUGUGGUCUUCCUUCUCACCUCCCCAGUCGAGAAACCACUCUUGCACACCUUCAAUGUAUUCUUCACUGACAUGGAGGGUCAUGAUGACAUCAUCUGUAUCUCAGAAUCUGAAGACAACUAUCAGAAAUGGCAACACUUUGCUGAGCUCUCAUGUGGAACAGAAACAGUGAACCGCUCCAGUGUUGUUGGGAUGAAAAUGAGCCAUGUGAAUGCCACACUUCAACGUAUUCAACAUGUCACCACUAGAGCAACCAAACAUCUGUCUACCCAUGUUAAAGGACAGUGCCCUUUUGAGACCCGUGACGAGGAAAGGAUGUAUUCUCUAGAGAUUCUCAGUGUUUACCAUUGUGAUGAAAGUAGUGAUGAAUUUAUCGAGGCAGAGAAAGAAAACAUUGAAAGACAGUUUUACCACGGGGGCAGAGUGAGCUGGAUGAAUUUUUGGCUUGCAGAGAAGAAGUUUGUGGGGGAUGUCAUUCAACGGGAUGCCUACUGGGACGUCUCAAAACUUCUCAGCGACACUCAGAAGUGGAGUAUAGACCAAUUAGCUGUGAACAGUAUCAACAUCUACCAUCACCCAGGAAGUGGUGGAAGCACAGUGGCAAGGCAGGUGCUGUGGAACAAUAGAAAAGACCUAAGAUGUGCUGUUGUGAAACCGUCAUACUCUGCAACCAUAGUCUCUGAGCAUGCUGUUCAACUUAGAGAAUACGAAGAAAAAGAUUCCCAGAAAUGCCUCCCAGUACUCCUGUUGGUUGAGGACUGUGACAAAGAACAUCUGGGUGAUUUGAAGCAUGAGUUAGAGGUUGCAAGCUACACUAAAAAAAUUGCGCAAGGAACACUGUGUUUCAUUCUGUUGAGCUGCAGACGAUCCCAUAACCCAGAGAAGAUGUGCAAGGACUUGCCAUUGCAGAAUGUAGCUGUCACUCACAAACUAUCAAAAGAAGAGAAGAGACAGUUUGCUGGGAAAAGGCAGAAGCUUGAAGAACAGUACCAGCCAGAAUUCAUCUUGACAUUCGUCUUGAUGAGUGAAGAAUUUGAGCACAAGAAGAUUGUCAAGUAUGUUGAACAAUUUGUGAAACAUCUGCUGCAAGGCAUUGACCAUGGAUCUGUUGUCACUCGCCUCAUUCGUUAUGUGGCAUUGCUGAACACAUAUGUUCAGAACUCCUUCAUUUCCCAGUCCCACUGUGAAUCUCUGCUAGCUCUAACUAUUCACAUGGAUAGGUUUCGCCAGCAUAUGUUUGAGAGAUCACUGAGUGAGCCGGCCAAACUCGUCUUCAUACACCUGAGAGAUGACAGAACAUAUAUUGAAUCAAUCCGAAUCAUUCAUCCAUUUGUAGCAAAGGAAAUUCUCCAGCAGCUUUUGGGUGACCACCAGCAAGGUCAAGGGACUCAAGGCAGAUUAGCAAUGGAUCUUCUUCAUGAGGAUGUGCUUUUCGAACACAGGUUUGGAAAAGAGGAUUACUUGAAGUUUCUGCGAGACCUGUUCAUGAAGCGUUGCAGAAUAAGCAAAGGUGAUGAAUCUGACAGCUUUUUUUCUCCACUCAUUGAGCAUGUGAGUAAAAAUGAUGGCCCUGACAGAGCAAUUGAGCUUCUCAGAGAGGCAUAUAAACGUUUCAACAAAGAUCCAUUCUUUGCUCAGCAGCUUGCCCGUCUGAACUACAGACACAACAAAUUUGAAGAGGCAGAACAGUGGGCAGAAAUAGCAGGCAAAAAGAUGCCUAACAACUCCUACAUCCUGAACACCAAAGGUCAGGUCUACAGGAGCUGGUUCAAUGCCAAGUGUAAAGCAAUAGAGAAUGUCCCAAAGACCGUAGAAAACACAGCAGACGCAGUAGAAACUGCACUGAAAGCUAUGGAAUGCUUCCAAGAAUGUGAGCAGGCCGCAAUCGCAGACCAUAACUCCAUGAACAAUUCAGGCUUUUUUGCAGCUGUUGAAGUCGGAUUCAGCUUGUUAAAGCUAAUUUCCUCACUGCGUGUGUUUUCAAACAAGGCACAUGGUCAUUCAGAAAGUUUGAAGUACUUUCUCACAGACCAUGUUCCUGAAGAAGUCAAGGAACCCUGGGAAUGUUUUCACAGCAAACUGAAGAACCUGCAAACUACUCUGCACGAAUCCCUUGAUUGGAUCUCAGAAGACCUGAGUUACUUUCAAGCUGACAUUGGUGCGGAUGAGGAGGAGACUAUUGAAAGUUCUGAGAUGAAGAUAUUCAAUCCCAUGAAGUGGUUAGUGAGACAGUCCUCUGAAUAUGGGAAGUACUUCAGUGACUUUUCACUCAGCACUGCCCAAAAAACAUCAGAGUCCAACCUAGUCCAAACUCCUUUCACAAAACGCAUGAUAAUCUAUCGCCUUGGUGGUGGAAAUAUAACCACAAUCUUAUCCCUCUUGACUGACCAGAAGGAUAAAGACCAAGUGAAAGUGCUGGAAGAUAUCAUAUGUCUGUAUCCUACCAACCCUCUGAGGGUGAGGAUGGAUCAGAUGGAUCUGGUCAAUUACAUAGCAUCUCACAUUGCCCUAAGCUGCAUUUCUACUCUGUCUCCAAAACUGGCUACUCUCAAAGAUCUUCAGAAACUUAGUCAGCAAUUUCCUAAAGAGAAACAGAAAUGCCUUUCAAGUGCUCUUUUCUUACUCACAUUGCUGUUUUGGCCAGAAGAGCAUGACACGGAUCAAGACAAAGAGAGCAAAUAUGACAUUGUACAGUCAGCUGUUGAAUUCCUGAAAAGAAGCUACUGGACCAAAAUGAAGGAUAUUCCACAGCGAAAAAGGAGGAUUUACACUCAUUUUUUCCUGGGGAAUGGAACUGGAUGGGAGAAGAUUGUCCACAAAAGCAAAGUUGAAAUGACCACAAAGCUCCUCUCUGUGUCAGUGAAAAGAAUGAAGUGGUUUCGUGGGGAAAUGUGGACAACACCAGUGAUCACAAAGCUGUUUAAGCGUGUCUCUGGCUGGACAGAAGAUGGAACCGUCUACCUUGUGGGUCCUAAAAAGAAGUUCACUAUCCAUCCACUGUAUGCAGCGUCAGUUCCCUAUGGCAAUGAAAAUGUCACAUUCUACUUGGGCUUCACAUUCAGAGGACCUGUUGCAUACAACAUCACUGUGAAAAAGUAAGGUCGCAAUAGAAGGUAGAGAGGCCAGUUAGACAGAUGCUGCCAGACAAGGCAGCCUGUUAUUGAAUAUCUCUUUUUGUACACUUUGUCAACACUUUGGACCAACAAAAAUGUAUGUACAGAACUUUUACAACACCAAUAUAUUUAAUGGUUUUGGUUGUUGAAAAUGUGUUUUCAGUUUGUCAGAAGACUAUGACUGUAAUGCUUCUGAUCACAGAAUGUAGCCUACAUACAUGGCUAUUGUGUAUAUAUGUUUGAAUAAGUUAUUUAAAGCAAGUGGAGUCCAUUUGGACCGACAAUAUUAAAGGAAUUUGUUGUGAACUUGUGCAGAUAUGAGAUGUCUUUUUUUGUUUCAUUCUUAAAGAACAUGGUAUAUUUUUAUAUUAUAACUUAUCUUAUUCAUCAAGCCUGUGUAAUAUUAUAUGUAUUGUUACCAAACAGUCAUCUAUUAUGGCUAAUCAACCGGGUACUUUUCUCAUACAUUUUUUAAAAUAGUUUACCCUGUGAAAUGGCCCCCUCUAUAACAUUUUCAAAUUCUAUGAAUUUUUAUAUAUUUUCUUCUAACCAGUUUCAAUAUCAUGUUGCCUUUUCUGUAUGAUGAGUGACUAGUGCAAAGAUGGAGUUUGUUUUCAUUGUGUUAUUAAAAUACUCAUCUAUUAAAGUUUUCAUAACUUUAUUGGUUUGUUUUGAAUGAUUAUUGUGUGUGUUUCCUAUAACAAAAUCAGUUACCAUAUGGGAACAAUGCAAAACACAUACAGUUGUUAAUAGUUUGCCUAUGAAUAUGUAGUACCACAUAAAAGUAAUUAUUCAUUCUGUCAUUAAACUUAGCUAUACAGCAAGGCUGCAUCUUUUCCUUCAUACUAGUAGUCAAAUAUUUUCCUCAAUAUGUGGCAUGCAGAUAAAAUAUAGUAGAUGUAUGACCAAUCAGAUCAAAUAUAGUAGAUGUAUGGCCAAUCAGAUCAAAUAUAGUAGAUGUAUGGCCAAUCAGAUCAAAUAUAGUAGAUGUAUGGCCAAUCAGAUCAAAUAUAGUAGAUGUAUGGCCAAUCAGAUCAAAUAUAGUAGAUGUAUGACCAAUCAGAUCAAAUAUAGUAGAUGUAUGACCAAUCAGAUCAAAUAUAGUAGAUGUAUGACCAAUCAGAUCAAAUAUAGUAGAUGUAUGGCCAAUCAGAUCAAAUAUAGUAGAUGUAUGGCCAAUCAGAUCAAAUAUAGUAGAUGUAUGGCCAAUCAGAUCAAAUAUAGUAGAUGUAUGGCCAAUCAGAUCAAAUAUAGUAGAUGUAUGACCAAUCAGAUCAAAUAUAGUAGAUGUAUGGCCAAUCAGAUCAAAUAUAGUAGAUGUAUGGCCAAUCAGAUCAAAUAUAGUAGAUGUAUGGCCAAUCAGAUCAAAUAUAGUAGAUGUAUGGCCAAUCAGAUCAAAUAUAGUAGAUGUAUGACCAAUCAGAUCAAAUAUAGUAGAUGUAUGGCCAAUCAGAUCAAAUAUAGUAGAUGUAUGGCCAAUCAGAUCAAAUAUAGUAGAUGUAUGGCCAAUCAGAUCAAAUAUAGUAGAUGUAUGGCCAAUCAGAUCAAAUAUAGUAGAUGUAUGACCAAUCAGAUCAAAUAUAGUAGGUGGCCAAUCAUUGUGGUCAAUUAUUAACACCAUAUGUAUGUUAAUUUCAUCACUCAGCACACUUCAGAUAAGAUGCACACUGCUCAAACGAAUGAUACAGUUUUCUUGUCCUAUGUUAUUUUACUGUAAUUGCACAUGAUAACGGCAUGCUUAGUUGCUCUCACAACAGGAGUCAACUGUAUUUCACAAUCCACUGCAUUGUUGUCAGGAUGUGCAGUAACAGUUACAGAUCACUACAUAGUGAAGCACAGUGUUCCUAUUUGACCUUCAGCAUUUCAGGGACCUUUGUUAUGGAGAAAGACUUCGAACUGCUGCUCUCAAUCCGUAUAUGUAUAUGAUUCCACCAGAGAAAGUGGAAGACCUUCCUCAAAAUGUGUUUUUAUUAUGCCACCAACUUGCUGUAAUAAGGGACGAUUAUGCCUAUCUGUUGUGGUAGGGUAUAAUUAAUACCCAACAUAUUUAUGUUCAGAAUAUAAAAUAGUUACAGAGUCCACCUGGGUUGAGUUUGACUUUACAGAAUGCUCAGAUGCAAAUACUGGAUAGACAUACUGUAUAUUAUACUGUAUAUAUAUGUAGAACAGACAUGGUUCUCUGUCAUGUAAAAUGGGGAAUGAUGCCAGUUCUAUACAAGACAUGUCUACCAUGUUCAGAUCAUUCCACCCUCCUGAGCGUGGCCCUAGAGACCUCAAGGAAAGAUGAUGGAUGAAUAAAGAUCUCCCACUCAGGCCGUUUGCCAUUGAAAAUAAUUGUCACAGUUCCGGUCGGCUUAAGGGGUGGCUUUCCCAUAGGGAACAAUGCAUUAGCAGCUGGGUCUGGUCUGCUAUGUUUAUUGACUGGACAUGAACCUGAAAAAAAGGAAUGAGUGAGUUCUCUCGCUUCCUCUUCCGUCUCUGACCUGAAGGCCAUGUACAGCAAAGUAGGACUCAUCUCUUGGCAGUAUAGUAUCGUCCUCCUAAGGCCAGCAGAUGCAGGACAGGCAGUGAUACAGGGCAGUACUCUCUAGUGCUAUCUGAACCCUUAGAUAUCCUUUCAUGAAGGGGUUUCUGAAAUGAGUAUUCAUCAGCAGAAUAGUAGACUGAAAUAAAGAAUCUAAAUUGUAUCAUCAUUUCAAACAUGCUUUUCUCAAUGUCUAUAGAAACUUGUUGACUUAUUCUGGUUAUCGAUUUUCAUUGAAUAUGGCCUUAUGGUCUGCUGUUUUAUGUACAGUAGCUACUCUACAGCACACUGUACAUCUGUAGUGUACAUCUGUUUUCUCUCUCAUACUGUUUCUACCUUUCUUAUCUACAUUCUACAUUCCCUACAACAGUAAAUCACACCCUGCGUUGUUAGUGGUACUGGUAGACCUGAACUUCUCAGCCACACCUCUAACCCAUCCCACUUUCAGAGGAAGUAUAUCCUCAUUCGGUGUACAAGCUAUCAACAUCAGCGGGAGCAGAAUAAGUUAUCUGGUACCAUGGCCCUAUUGGAGCUCUAGGAGAUGGUUUUAACAUGGAAGCAUCUUCUUCAGGGAGAUCUACAGGACGUUUUCAGCCAGGUGUUGUAUUUGAUCAUUUCUCUCUCAGGUCCUCUUUAGGCUUCUUAUCUUUAUUGACAAUAAUAAAAUGUAUGGUUUAUAUCCACCAUUGUGGAUAUGGUAGUUCUCAAUGACAUGAUUUUGUGCGUCAUAUGCAGUCAAGUUGAUCAUUAUUAGCAAUCUUGAUAAAGAUUAGCAAAAAAAAACUACAAUACUAUAAUAUAUAAAUAUGUAAUAUAAAAUAAACCAUACAAAUACUGAGCUAUAUGGUAAGUAAAAAUGAGGAAAUGUUAUACUAAUACAAUUGUUUAGAGAAAUAUAUAUUUUUAACAAGUAAUACAAAAAAAAAAAUCUAAAAAAGAUAUGGGUCAAAAUGAUUGUUUUCAAUACUCCAUCACCCUCCCUUUGAGAGGAUAAUUACACUGUUACACUGAGCCUUAAUCUAAAAUGUUUUACGAGAUUGGAGAACACGUUCUGAGAGAUCUUAGACCAUUCCUCCAUUCAGAAUCUUUCCAGGUCCUUGAUAUAAUUUGCCUGCCCUUAUGGACUACCCUCUUGAAUUCAAACCACGGGAUACUGAUAUGGCCAUUGCACAAUGUUGAUUUUGUGAUUAUAUUGAUUAGUGCUUGGGGUUAUUGUCUUUUUGGUAUUGUAAGCCUCCUGGCAGAGACAACCAGGUUUUUGGCUAAAAAUGUCCUGGUACUUGGUAAAGUUCAUGAUGCCGUUGACCUUAAGGGCCCCAGGACCAGUGGAAGCAAAUCAUCUUACUGGGAUGAGUAAGCAGUUAGCGGACAGCAGACAAAGCUACAGCAUGAGGUCGGGAGCUCUUGGCACCAUGGGCUGGAAUGCCCCAGAGGUUCUGGAUGACAGCAGGAAAGUAAACCCUGAGUUAAACAGGAUUGGCCCAUUGCUCAAAGGAACAGUUCACCCUAAAAUCAAAGUUGAACUUCUGUUGUGGAGAUCAAGCUACAGUAUAUUACACAUACGUACAUAAGAAAGAUAGGCACCAUCUACACAACCAUGGUGUGGGAUGUGGACUAUGCUCGACAUUAGACCACUUUUGGGGAUAAAAGAUGAACCACUUUCCAUCCUUAAGUUUAUGCCAGUAAAGUCAUAUUAUAUAUAUAUUUUUUAAAUGUGAUGGAACCAGGAAAUUUCUGUACAAUUUUAUGAUUGCCAAUAGAUCAUUUGUUCGUUGGACAUGGUGGGAUCUUUUUGUGUCUGUAAAAUGAAUUCUGUGAGAAAUGGCAUUGGAAACGGCUUCAUGCUCAAAUAUUGAUAUAAUAACCAUCAUACUGAAGUAAACUUGGAGUCACACACAUUCAACUUCUGAGUUUUAUUCGGUACAUGAAAACUUAAGUGAAAAAGUACAUUUUGUGUACACUAUGUCAUCACACUGAUUUUUAUCCACAGAUUUAUAUCCUUAACUAGUUUUAUCUUCAACAUAUUUGCUUACUAAAUAUGCUACCUGUAUAUGAAAUAAAUGUUGAGACAGAUUAAGUUCACUGUGACUGUUGCAUUCAUGAGUUUUUAACUUGCACUAUAUAGUAAUUUUCCUAUUUAGCUCGUUGGUAUGUUUUAGUUUUCAUGCCUUGUGGAGAACUAGUCGGCUGAAGAUUUCCUGACAGGUAGACUAUAUUUAUAGGAUAAAUAACUUUAAACCAGGACAUUGUGAGGUAUUUCAAUCUUGCUGCAUUAUGAGACUUGACGAGGGGAUUGGUGUGUUUUACAGGUUUUAGAAUAAAUUAUUAGAAUGUACUGUGUGGAAUACUCAUUGAAUGUAUUUUCUCUUGCCAGAUCUAUGUAAAUUCUGGUUGUAUAAAGGAGGGUCUGUCAGAGAUCUUCUCUGUGCCAUAAGAAACAAGGUAUGGGUGUCUUUCCAGCUAAAUGGAACAACAAUACUUUUAUGAUGUACUAUUUAUGGCUGGAGGGAAGGAGUGACAGAAUUAUAAUUUGAUGUAACAGUGUAUGUAUAACCUUCUCUGUGCAACAGCCUCAUAUGUGUGUUUACCUAAUUAAAGAUGGACGUUUAUAUUAAUCGCUUUUCUUUUGUCCCCCUCCUAUAGAAGCACUCUGAUUAAAUGUUCUCUUACCUCCCCUCCCUAAGGCAUAACUGUUGUUUUCUACCAAACAAAACUUACAGUGCUCAGACAAGGGAAGGGCAACUUCUUUGACAGCUCUGUGAUUUGGGCAGGACUGAAAUUAUGCCUUAACUUUAUUCCACAGCGCUCACUCUUCACUACACAGACAGGACAGAGCCCCCCAGGUGCUGCUUUGUUCUUAGCCUACAAUGCAUUUAAACACAGUGAUGGUGUUGCUUAUUUUUUUGAGGUGAGUUGAAAACAUGAUUUACUUAUGUAUUUAGACAGUAGCAGCUCUUUGGCAUUAAAGCAAUUACGCACACACACACCCCGUGCCCAAGGCCACAGAGCCACUGCAGACGCUGUGGCUCUGUCCUGUACUGGUGAGGACCAGGCCUGCAUUGCCUGGGAGCCGCCGACAGGGGGGAGCAGCAAAACAAACCAGGCUCAGAAUGUAUCCGUCCUCAAGGUCCCCCGAAGCAUCAAGAAGCCAGGGUGGAAAUGAACUAGUUUAGGCCGUACUGUGUAGUACAGAGAUAAUAUUUUAUUUUCACUAGAAUCUCUCCUAAUGUUAAGUAUUUUGAGGUAUUUAAGUAUUGUACAUAUUAUCUUGCAUAACCGGUUUACAUAUUACAUUGACUCUGUACUGGUACACCCUGUAUAUAGCCUCGCUAUUGUUAUUUUACUGCUGCUCUUUAAUUAUUUGUUACUUUUAUUUUUUACUUAUCUAUUUUUUACUGAACACUUAUUUUUCUUAAACCCUCAUUGUUGGUUAAGGACUUGUUUAAGUAAGCAUUUCACUGAAAGGUGAAAUGUUGUAUUUGGUGCAUGUAACAAAUAACAUUUGAUUUGAUGUGUUGGGCACAAAAUACUUGGCAAAGCAAAAGGGAGGAAUUAUUGUGUUGAUGUUUUUGGAAGACUUAAGUUGAUAAUUGUCACGUGUGCUCCCUCUCCGGCCUCGAGGCCACCAGACUGCUCGUUAUGGCACACAUCUGUCACCAUCAUUACACGCAUCAGCGCAUUAUGACACUCACCUGGACUCCAUCACCUCCUUGAUUACCUGCCAUAUCUAUGUAUGUCAUUCCCUUUGGUUCCUUCCCCAGGUGUCAUUGUUUCAGUUCCAUGUCUGUGUGUUGUUCAAGGUUCUUAUUAUGUUUUAUUUAUUGAUUAAAUCACUCACUCCCUGAA